AAAGUCCAGGCCCCUUGGUCGCAGCGCUCCGCGCGCCCAGCCGCUCGGCCAGAGACGUCCGAGGUCCGAGGCUGAGAUGGAUCUUGAGGCGGGAAGGAACGGGACAGCCCGACGCCCCAGGAGGGCAGAAAGUGAUUUGGAGCUGAGCGGCAGCAGCAACCAAGACAGGAAAAAGAUGAAGAAAGUGAAUUUGAUUGGACCAUUAACGUUGUUUCGAUACUCUGAUUGGCAGGAUAAAUUAUUUAUGUCCCUUGGCACAAUCAUGGCCAUAGCUCAUGGAUCAGGUCUCCCCCUCAUGAUGAUAGUAUUUGGAGAAAUGACUGACAGAUUUGUUGUUACGGCAGGGAACUUCUCUUUUCCAGUGAAUUUUACAUUGUCAAUGUUAAACCCAGGCAGAAUUCUGGAAGAAGAAAUGACUAGAUAUGCAUAUUAUUACUCAGGAUUAGGUGCUGGAGUUCUCGUUGCUGCCUAUAUACAGGUUUCAUUUUGGACUUUGGCAGCCGGCCGACAGAUUAGGAAAAUUAGGAAAGAGUUUUUUCAUGCUAUUCUACGACAAGAACUAGGCUGGUUUGACAUCAACGACACUACUGAACUCAAUACACGGCUAACAGAUGACAUCUCCAAAAUCAGUGAAGGAAUUGGUGACAAGGUUGGAAUGUUCUUUCAAGCAGUCGCCACGUUUUUUGCAGGAUUCAUAGUGGGGUUCAUCAGAGGAUGGAAGCUCACCCUUGUGAUAAUGGCCAUCAGCCCUAUCCUGGGACUCUCUGCAGCUGUUUGGGCAAAGAUACUCUCGGCAUUUAGUGACAAAGAACUAGCUGCAUAUGCGAAAGCAGGCGCUGUGGCAGAAGAGGCUCUGGGGGCCAUCCGGACCGUCAUAGCUUUCGGGGGCCAGGACAAAGAGCUGGAAAGGUAUCAGAAACACCUAGAAAACGCCAAAAAGAUUGGAAUUAAAAAAGCGAUUUCAGCAAACAUGUCCAUGGGCAUUGCCUUCCUGUUAAUAUAUGGAUCAUAUGCACUGGCCUUCUGGUAUGGAUCUACUCUAGUUAUAUCAAAAGAAUACACUCUUGGAAAUGCAAUGACAGUCUUUUUUUCAAUCCUGAUUGGAGCUUUCAGCGUUGGACAGGCAGCUCCAUGUAUUGAUGCUUUUGCCAAUGCAAGGGGAGCAGCAUAUGUGAUCUUUGAUAUUAUAGAUAAUAAUCCUAAAAUUGACAGUUUUUCAGAGAGAGGACACAAACCAGACAACAUCAAAGGGAAUCUGGAGUUCAAUGAUGUUCAUUUUUCUUAUCCAGCUCGAGCUAAUGUCAAGAUCUUGAAGGGCCUCAACCUGACGGUUCAGAGCGGGCAGACGGUGGCCCUGGUUGGGAACAGCGGCUGUGGGAAAAGCACUACGGUCCAGCUGAUACAGAGGCUCUAUGACCCUGAUGAGGGUAUGAUUAACAUCGAUGGGCAGGAUAUUAGGACCUUUAAUGUAAGGUAUCUGAGGGAAAUAAUUGGAGUGGUGAGUCAGGAGCCAGUGCUAUUUUCUACCACAAUUGCUGAAAAUAUUCGUUAUGGCCGUGGAAAUGUAACUAUGGAUGAGAUAAAGAAAGCUGUCAAAGAAGCCAAUGCCUAUGAGUUUAUCAUGAAAUUACCACAGAAAUUUGACACCCUGGUUGGAGACAGAGGGGCCCAGCUGAGUGGUGGACAGAAACAGAGAAUCGCCAUCGCUCGGGCUCUGGUUCGAAACCCCAAGAUCCUUCUGCUAGAUGAGGCCACAUCAGCCUUGGACUCUGAAAGUGAAGCUGAGGUCCAGGCAGCCCUGGAUAAGGCCAGAGAAGGCAGGACCACCAUUGUGAUCGCACACCGAUUAUCUACAAUCCGAAAUGCAGAUGUCAUUGCCGGGUUUGAGGAUGGAGUCAUCGUGGAGCAAGGAAGCCACAGUGAACUGAUGAAGAAGGAAGGGCUGUACUUCAAGCUUGUCACCAUGCAGACAUCAGGAAACCAGAUCCAGUCAGAAGAAUUUGAAGCUGAACUAAAUGAUGAAAAAGCUGCCACUGGUAUGGCCCCAAAUGGCUGGAAAUCUCGCAUAUUUAGGAAUUCUACUCUUAAAAGCCUUAGGAAUUCACGAAGGUAUCAGAAUGGCCUUGAUGUGGAAACCGAUGAACUUGAUGAAAAUGUGCCACCAGUGUCUUUUCUGAAGGUCUUAAAACUGAAUAAAACAGAAUGGCCCUACUUCGUGGUGGGAACAGUAUGUGCCAUUGCCAACGGGGCACUUCAGCCAGCAUUUUCAGUCAUAUUCUCAGAGAUGAUAGCGAUUUUUGGACCAGGGGACGAUGAGGUGAAGCAGCACAAGUGCAACAUGAUCGCAUUGCUGUUUUUAGGUCUGGGAAUUGUUUCUUUUUUUACGUUCUUCCUUCAGGGCUUUACAUUUGGGAAAGCUGGCGAGAUCCUCACCACAAGGCUUCGGUCAAUGGCUUUCAAAGCAAUGCUAAGACAGGACAUGAGCUGGUUUGAUGAUCAUAAAAACAGUACCGGUGCACUUUCUACAAGACUUGCAUCUGACGCCUCCCAAGUACAAGGAGCCACAGGGACCAGGUUGGCUUUAAUUGCACAGAACACAGCCAACCUUGGAACUGGUAUUAUCAUAUCAUUUAUCUACGGUUGGCAAUUAACCCUUUUGCUGCUAUCGGUUGUCCCAAUUAUUGCUGUAUCAGGAAUUGUUGAAAUGAAAAUGUUGGCUGGAAAUGCCAAAAGAGAUAAAAAAGAACUGGAAACUGCUGGAAAGUGCCUAGAACUUGAACCUGGACUAACGUAAAGCUUUUAGCCUCUA
Messenger RNA from Hipposideros armiger (great roundleaf bat), 2809 nucleotides. RefSeq names its product ATP binding cassette subfamily B member 4 (gene ABCB4). Gene Ontology annotation, cellular component: mitochondrial inner membrane. Lineage: Eukaryota; Metazoa; Chordata; Mammalia; Chiroptera; Hipposideridae. Bases 77 to 2794 code for a protein of 905 amino acids. Gene Ontology annotation, biological process: oligopeptide export from mitochondrion. The transcript is spliced from 22 exons. Gene Ontology annotation, molecular function: ATP binding; ABC-type oligopeptide transporter activity; ATP hydrolysis activity. The record is from RefSeq and is a predicted model, not a curated record.